AUGGACAAUCUAGUUCAGCAUACCCUAGAUUCGUGCAUCACUUGUCAAGUUGUCGGCAAACCAUCGCCACCAGAACCUCUGCAACAAACUGACUUUCCUAAAGGAACACGGGAAUCUGUUCAUACCGAUUUCUGUCGACCGCUUUCUUCAGGAGAUCAUCUUUUAGUCGUCAUUGAUCGUUAUUCGCGAUUUCCGGAAACCGAAAUUGUGCGAUCCACGAAAACAUCAACUGUCAUUCCGAAGCUGGACAAAAUAUUUUCGGUACACGGCAUACCACGUCAAUUAAAGACAGAUAACGGUCCACCAUUCUCGAGUGAAGAGUUUGCACGAUAUGUAAAUGUCCUCGGUAUAAAUCAUAAACCCGUUACACCUUACUAG
Molecule: messenger RNA, 378 nt
Organism: Rhopilema esculentum
Lineage: Eukaryota; Metazoa; Cnidaria; Scyphozoa; Rhizostomeae; Rhizostomatidae
Source: RefSeq, a predicted model, not a curated record